Molecule: messenger RNA, 828 nt
Organism: Coffea arabica (coffee)
Lineage: Eukaryota; Viridiplantae; Streptophyta; Magnoliopsida; Gentianales; Rubiaceae
Source: RefSeq, a predicted model, not a curated record
AUGGAGGGCACCAGUUCGGAUAAUCUUCUGAACAAAUUUUUCAAGUCUGAUAUGAUCAAGUUGGAUCGGUUUGAUGGCACCAAUUUCACCCGCUGGAAAGACAAGUUGCUGUUUCUUCUUAUGGAACUGGGCGUUGCAUAUCUGUUGGCUGAUAAUCUGCCAAAGAUCCCUGAACCAUCUGAUGGCAAGUCUGAUGAGAUCAAGGCAAGUCGCAAAAAACGUGAGGAAGACGAAGUUUGCUGUAGGGGCUUCAUCUUAAACGCCUUGUCAGACCGCUUAUAUGAUCUGUUUCGUUCACUUAAAUCACCACAGGAAAUUUGGAAGGCUUUGGAGAACAAAUACAUGUCUGAAAAACAAGGUACGGACAGAUUUUUGACUAUGAAAUUCUUUGAGUUUCAAAUGUUAGAUAACAAGUCUGUGAUGAAUCAAGUGGAUGAAUUACUUCUGUUAGUGUCUAGACUAAAGAAUUUAAGUAUUGAAGUGUCGGAUCAACUUCAAGUGGGUGCUGUGAUUGCAAAAUUACCAUCCACUUGGAAUGAUUAUAGGAAGAAACUACUGCACACUCCUGAAACUUUCACCAUAGACCAACUUACAAAGCAUAUCCGAAUUGAAGAGGAAACUCGUAUUCGGGAGAAUAAAUUUGCUUUGGAAUCUGGUACUAAGGUGAAUAAUAUUGAGUCUAGUGGUACUAAAAAAUCUGGAAAAGACGGAAACAAGUCCGGUAAUAAGAGAAAACGUGAAGAUAUGUCUUCUGGAAAUUCUGCGAAUAAUAAGAAAGACAAAAGAAAGGGCAUUUUAAGAAAGAAUGCAGGUUUUACAAGAAAUUGA